GAUCAUAUUAAGUAGCGGACUGUCGCGUGCCCGACGUGUUCUCUGCCAGUAGUUGAACCAUGUCGAGCCCCCUUGUGACGACAGUAUAUGCAGCAAUAUCGAGAACAACCGGUGAAGUCGUUCAGAAGUUGAGACCUCACUCACGCAUUCAUAUCCAACCUCGGGGCUGUUGCUGUUGUAACACGAUCACGAUCGACCGGCAGUUGCAACGAGGACGCAGUUGCAGGCUCUCAUCAAACGGGCGCGGCCAGAUCGUUGCACGAAACAUAAGAGAUGUUCGAAGUAGAUAUAUUCGGCCGCUUGCCUCCUGAGCUUCGGUUCAUGAUAUAUGGCUACGUGUUCCAGGAUGCCGUGGCAGAAGUUCUGAGUCCUACUGAAGGAGAGUCCACAAUGUCGUUCAAGUUGUCGAGCCAUUGGUCAAUAAUGGCGACGUGUAGACUGUGCUACUCGGAAGGUCGCGAGCUGUACUGGCAAAAGCUCCGCCUCCAUGCGAGCCGUGGCCAGCGGCCUGGGUGCGAGCUCUCUGACUUGCUGGAGCGGAUGCCUCGCCAUGCAAAACCCAGGCUUCGUCAUCUGCGCAAUCUCUGGAUCAGUCAGAGACCGAGCAAUGAGACCAGAGCCGACCAAAGUGCCGCGGACUUGCUCGGGCAGCUACCGAGACUCGAGACAUGCGGACUGUGCGUGGUGCCUGUUGAGAGACCAAGGGAGAUCAUAAUCGAGCUCGAUAGCCCCAAGUUCCCUGCGAAUAUGACACAGGAAGGGUGUCUAAGCUCAGAAUUUCCAGCCUGGGUUGAUGCGUUCGUUGCGGGCAAAGAAGAGCCUGUUUCGUCCACGAAGGUGAAAUUCCUGCUCAAAUUUGGUGGCCCCCCGCUUUGUCGCCAUCUCCCAGAUUCGUGGGACUUCCGCAGUGCCUAUCAUCCAAUUCAGGCCGCGUACAUCAAUUUGUCUACAAGGAGAUAUUUUGCAGUGUCGUGGCUGCAUGAUUCGAAGUUGGAUGACGAAUACGGCUUCAGGCAGGUUCUGGUCCCGCCAUGAUGAACGAGAAACUCUUCAGAAUGUCUACCUACCUUAGCCGAAAACGCCAACACAAGUCGCUUAGACC
Messenger RNA from Microdochium trichocladiopsis, 1102 nucleotides. RefSeq lists its product as uncharacterized. Lineage: Eukaryota; Fungi; Ascomycota; Sordariomycetes; Xylariales; Microdochiaceae. The transcript has 3 exons. Bases 274 to 1035 code for a protein of 253 amino acids. The record is from RefSeq and is a predicted model, not a curated record.